Molecule: messenger RNA, 1995 nt
Organism: Arthroderma uncinatum
Lineage: Eukaryota; Fungi; Ascomycota; Eurotiomycetes; Onygenales; Arthrodermataceae
Exons: 1
Coding region: 1-1995 (664 amino acids)
Source: RefSeq, a predicted model, not a curated record
AUGGCUACUCCUCAGCGUACCACUGGAACUUGCAAUUUCGAGCCCCCGACAGGACCUCGAGCCGCACAAAUCGACAUGUCUCGAGACCCUCGCCGUAUGCCCCGAAACGAACCUCCGUCUCAGAAUAAUCCCCCAGCUCCAACCGUACAGGAUACAGUACGCGUUCUCAGGCAACUUACCGAAGAAGUAGCUGAAGUCACCAAUAUCAAAGGCGCAAGAGAUCGGCUAAUGAGGAAACGCCGUACGGAAGAGCAGACUUUCAGGAAAGCAAAAGAACGCGGGCAUGCAUACCCAUCUUUGCUACAAAGUUUGAGGUCAGGAAUGGAGGAUCGAGAUAAAGAGCUGAAGCGGAUAGAGGAGCGAUUCAACACGCGUACUGCAAAGAAGGAGAAUCUUAUGCUCUCUUUAGCAAAUCUCAUUCACAACCCACCCAGCAAAGCACCCCAGCAUGACCAAGUAGCAGAGGACCUGCGGAAAACCAAUGCUGACCUACUAAAGAUCAAAGAUGAGAUAUCUAGUAUGAAAGAGUCUAACAACUUAAGACAUUCUGCCAUGGAAGAGCGCGCUAGCGCCAACUCCCAGAUACUCGAUAAGCUUAAGGGUGACCUAGAGUUCAAUUCGAAUUCUAUGAAACAACACGUCUCGGAAAUUGGUUCCUUGGACUCUAGGCUGGUGUCAUUUCAGGCUUCACUCGAUCGGAUCAAGGUGCUUUCAGCAACUCUCGAGGCUUUCAAACUUACCAUGAAAAAUGAUAUCGAUAUCAAAAACACCAAGUUGGAAUCCCUGGAGAAAAAGGUCAGGGAAAUCACGGAAACCCUAGAUACAUCCAAGUCCGACGAGCAAACCCAGUCAAACCACGCAGCCGAAGAACUUCGUUUAAACAUGAAGGCCAUCACGGAGCAGGUCAAUGCAAUGGUUGAAGCUUCUAAGAAUCAAUUUUCACGCAUUGAUGAAGUGGUUAAAAGCAAAAUCUCUAUAAUAGAGAAGGAUGUUAAUGCUUUGGUAAAGGACAAAAUACCAUCUCUCGAGGUUCAGGCCACCAAUAGUGCUAAAGCGAUUCAAGAUUCCGCUUUAAGACGCAGUGAGGCUUCUUUGAAUAAUCUGACGCCAUCACCCAUCCCAAUCAGUGAUAAGACCAUUAGGGUAGACAUGCAAACUUUGUCCGAUGAGAUCGACGGUCUUCGGGAGAUCCAAAAGAGCAAGGACGAGCUUCUGUCAAAGGCUUUAGAUGAUGCCCAACUCGCUAUGGACAAAUUCAGCCAGGAUAUCAUUGGUCUAAGACAGACCGUUGCAUCGAUUAAUCCCCAGGCGUUAAACCAUAAAUUCAACGAGUUACAUGGUCAUUUUAUGGGCAACAUCAAUGCACUGAAUAAACAGAUUGCAGCUGCUUAUGCUGCUGUUCACUCCCUAGAAGACCGAUACAGUCAACUUACCACUGAACCAAUCGUACGCCAGAUGGUCUUGGCCAUGCAAGAAAUGUAUCCUCACGCGAGCAAAGUUGAAGCCGACAUUGUGAACAUAUUGCAGACGGUAAAUGAACAUCUUACGCAGAUUAAAGCUCACUCGGCCAAUAUCAGUGUCUUAGAGGCAGCUCAAGUGAAAGCAAAAGAGGCCAGUGAUGGUCUUAUUGCCUUCCUUCAUACCGAAAAGAAGGAAAUCACAGGGCAAAUGAAGACUGUCCAAUCGAAGACAGAUGAAUUAGAAGAAAGCUUCCUGCAAAGUCUUGCCGAACAUGGGGCCGAUCUUAGGAGCACAAUGGAAGAGCUCAAGGACAUAAAGGCCCAGGUUCAAAUGAUGACAGUUAAAAAACCGGUUCCCACCGUUCCGCAAGCUCAAACGUCUCGCGAAAUGAGCUCUACUACACCGUCAGAAGGACAUGGCAGAUCGUCAACACCCCAGUCGGAUUUGGACAGACAUAGACAUAAGAAGAGGAAACGAGACAUGAGAUCACCCAGUCACCCUGAGUCUAACAAUCCUAAACUCGGUGAUAGAUAG